CCAUGUUUAGUCCCAUGGAAUAAUGCGUUGAAUCAAUUGAUAUCUUCCUUUUUUGCAUUGCCACACAUAUCAAACCAAUCGCGGUGCUCCCGUCGCCAUGACAUCUGCCCCAGACGGCCUCUCGCACAAGCCGGAGGACAUCGACACCCGGUCAUUCAUUUCCAUGCGAGAAAUCGACCCUUCUCCGGUGGAGGAUGAGUUCCCAGACCUUGAGCGCGGCGAAUAUUUCCCGGAGUUGCAAAAAUCAUCUCAAGAUUCAUUGGGCCAGAACAUGAACGCACCGUCGUCACGAGGCCUAGGUCUCCGCGGGCAUAGCUGGGAUUCAUGGUUAUCUGCAUUUCAACGAUACUCGACGUAUCCGCCUAGCUUAUUUCUUGCUCUACACCUUGCUAAUACCUCAAUACUUCCUCUCGCGACCCGCUCCGUAAGCGCAAGCGAAAAUUAUCUGUUGCUCACCAGGCCCCUCUAUCAAUCCCCGUCACUCGAACAUGUUGUUCUGACUGUGCCGGUUUUGAUUCAUGUCCUUUCUGGCAUCGCUCUGCGCAAUAUCCGCUCCUCACGGCGGGCCCGACUCUAUGGCGCAGAAUCCCGAUCCCAGCGGUAUGCGCUCACGUUCUGGCCACGGAUGAGUCUGCAGGCACGCUUGGGGUAUUCACUCAUUCCAUUACUUGGUGUGCACGUCCUCGUCAAUCGUAUUAGUCCGAUCCUGGUCGACGGAGGAAGCUCGGGAGUGGGGCUGGGCUAUGUGGCUCACGGCAUUGCGCGGUCUCCGAUUUUCUGGAACAUAUAUUAUCUGGUUUUUGUGGCUGUUGGGGUAUGGCAUUUUGUUGGUGGGUGGGCUUCCUGGAUGGGCUGGAAGGUCACAACCCUCCGGAAGCAGCGCAAUUCAAAAAAGGGGUCUCUCGAGGGUUACCUUGGCUAUACUGGAAGUGAGCAACGAUGCCGCAGACAGAAGAGAAUGUGGUGGACUGUAAAUACGAUUGCUGCAGUGGGAGCAUCGAUCUGGCUGGCUGGCGCUCUAGGAGUCAUUGGCCGUGCCGGUCAGGGCUCUGGGUGGGAAGCCAGUGGAUGGAACGAUAUCUACAAUCAGGUUCCCAUCAUCGGAUCCUGGAUAUGAAGAGUGCCUGCGUAUUCAUGGAUUCUGUGAAUGAGAUAGGAUGCCUUUGGACAUAAUGCGACCUGGAAAGGCGUGGUAAUAAUAAUAAUGACGAUGAUGAU
Aspergillus aculeatus ATCC 16872 is the source of this 1218-nucleotide messenger RNA. RefSeq lists its product as uncharacterized. Gene Ontology annotation, biological process: lipid homeostasis; mitochondrion organization. The transcript has 2 exons. NCBI's taxonomy places the organism in Eukaryota, Fungi, Ascomycota, Eurotiomycetes, Eurotiales, Aspergillaceae. The record is from RefSeq and is a predicted model, not a curated record. Bases 98 to 1117 code for a protein of 339 amino acids. Gene Ontology annotation, cellular component: mitochondrial outer membrane.